Molecule: messenger RNA, 1523 nt
Organism: Perognathus longimembris pacificus (Pacific pocket mouse)
Lineage: Eukaryota; Metazoa; Chordata; Mammalia; Rodentia; Heteromyidae
Gene: Smim3
Product: small integral membrane protein 3
Exons: 2
Coding region: 233-415 (60 amino acids)
Source: RefSeq, a predicted model, not a curated record
GCCACACGCACGCGUGCGCCCUCGCGCGCGCACCGGGGCUGCGCCGGGCUCGGCGGGGCCGGGGAGGUCCCGGGCGCGGCCAGGCUCCGUGGCUCCGAGGCGGGCUGCCGCUUCCGGCUGCCGGCUGCCGGCUCCCGAGCGACCCCGGGCGGCCCGCCUGCUCGCCGCGAUCCGGGCGGCGGCGGGGGCCGCGGGCUUCCGAGCAGCCCCGGGAGCCCUGGAGCGAGCCAGCAUGGAUGCCGUCACCCCCUCCGCUGUGGAGGUUGUGCUUCCCAAGCACAUUCUGGAUGUCUGGGUCAUCGUCCUCCUCAUCCUGGCCACCAUCGUCGUCAUGACGUCCUUGUUGCUGUGCCCGGCCACGGCGGUCAUCCUCUACCGCAUGCGGACCCACCCUGUCCUCAGUGGGGCCGCCUGAGACCCUGGCAGGCGGGCCGCGGGGGGAGGCCAGGAUGCCCUUCCCCACGCCUGUGCGUGGAGGAGCCGCGGGAAGGACUUGGAGGUUGGACUUGGGCCUCAGGUUUGAUUCUGCGGCUGACGGAAUGUGUGAAGCUGGUUAAAUGAUGCUCUGCCUUCCGUAUUUGCAGCUGGGUGGGGAUUCCCCCCCUUCCUUCCUCACUGGGUUGAGAGAAGCAGAACACGCGGUGGAGCUGAGAGCGGUUUAUGCACAAACAGCUCGGCCAUGACAGAUGUGCAGGUGUUCCACCACUGGCCUCCUGCGGAGAAGCUGAAGAACCAAAGAAGUUAAAUGCUAGUGAUGGGCUGAAGGGAGCUGAGGGAGAUGUCAAGGGAAAGAACAGCCCUCGCCGGUGUCCUGCAGGCUGAAGAAAGCGAAGGAUAUUCUACCCUUGUCCUCCUGCCCGUUGGCUAGCAGCACACUGGCCCCAAGUUACUUUCCUCGUGGAGUAUCACCCAUUUUCUUUGGAGUGCCAACGCUUUAUCUUCUCAGUUGGGCUAGUGUAGCAGAACAUGCAGGAUAAGGAGAUAGGCAAAACAUUCCAGAACCUUCUCUAUGCCACUCUCUGCCCCUGUGUACAUGGCAGAAAGGUUCUCGUAUCAUUGGCAAUGCCAAGGGAAUCAGGGUAGCAGGCUUGUAGUUGCACGCAGUUAAGCAGGGUUGGAAUAUGCAGGUGCUGAAUUUCCUGCCUGGUUUUCAGGGACUCCAUCCCUACUCUCCGUACUAGGGGUGUUGUAUUUCUCUGUUCCAGCUCAUGCUACCUCUGCCCUCCCCCCCUCCCUCCCAUCAGCGCUGCAGCCUAUGCAAGGCACUUAAAUCUUAAGAUAUUCCCAAGACCUUUGGAACCAACCCAAAACCAUGAAGGUAUUUUAGAUGCUAUGACUUAUAUUUAUAGAGAGAUAUUUCUGGACUACUCAAGAGCUUCAAUACCCAAAUCAGAAGCAUCCUGAGAUUUAUUAAAUUAAGAAGAUAGAACAGACAUUGGGUUGUUGUGUGAAAAUGAUGCUUUUACUUUUAUCUUCGUUUCAUUAAUGUAUGCAACCAUUGACCAAUAAAAUGGUAGAACGAA